AUGGCAGUUACUCAUUUGCUUCUAAGUCGACUCCGGUUGGCUUCUUCUUCUUCAUCUUCAUCACGCUUCACUAAACCACUUCACCUCUUCAAAUUCUCAUUCUCCACCACCUCACCGCCGAAUCCACCUCCAAUUCAAGUCUCCCUCACCGACUCAACGGGUCGCGCCGUUUUCGCAACUCGCCCAAUCCCUACCGGCGAUCUCAUCCACACCGCCGACCCCGCCGUCUGCCAUCCCUCACCCUCCGCCCUCCAUUCCGUCUGCUACUCUUGUCUCACCAGACUCCCCGCCUUCCCUCCUCAACGCUCCCCCUUUUGCUCUCACCAUUGCCACCAGCGCAGUAAGGAAUAUUACGAUGUUGAGAUGAAAGCGGAUUGGACGGAUUUUGAUAACUAUUGCCGGAACCAAGGUUUGAAAUAUCCUUUUCUGGUAAAGCGGUUGGCUUGCAUGAUCAUAUCAGGAGUUUCCAGAAGUGACAGUCUUGACAUACUUCAACCUGCCAAUUUGACACCUGAGAUGAUUUUAGAGAUGGAAAAGGGGUUCACCCUGCUAAGGAAUGCCUUCACAAAGAUACUCAUUGCAGAUGAACAAAUUGCAUUUCUAACCAAGCAAUGGUACAUUGGUGUUUUGGCACGAAUUCGAAUCAAUGCAUUUCGCAUUGAGUUGGCUGGUGGUGGAUCAUAUGAGGAUCUUCUUUCUUCAGCAUUUGCAUUUGUAGAAGCUGAAGCUGCUGUUGGAAAUGCUGUCUAUAUACUUCCUUCCUUCUAUAAUCAUGAUUGUGAUCCUAAUGCACACAUUAUAUGGAUAGAUAACGCAAAGGCAAAACUGAAGGCCCUUCGGGACAUUGACAAAGGUGAAGAACUGAGAAUCUGCUAUAUUGAUGCCAGUAUGGACCGCGAUGCUCGGCGAGAAUUAUUGUUUCAAGGUUUUGGUUUUCAAUGUAAUUGUAGUAGAUGCUUGCAUGGUGAUUAG
Molecule: messenger RNA, 972 nt
Organism: Lathyrus sativus (Indian pea)
Lineage: Eukaryota; Viridiplantae; Streptophyta; Magnoliopsida; Fabales; Fabaceae
Source: the annotation of a GenBank genome assembly